Saprolegnia diclina VS20 is the source of this 1876-nucleotide messenger RNA. RefSeq lists its product as hypothetical. The transcript has 10 exons. NCBI's taxonomy places the organism in Eukaryota, Oomycota, Saprolegniomycetes, Saprolegniales, Saprolegniaceae. Gene Ontology annotation, biological process: regulation of GTPase activity. The record is from RefSeq and is a predicted model, not a curated record. Bases 77 to 1849 code for a protein of 590 amino acids.
AUUUGUAUGCACUGGAAACGCCUUUACUGUGGAAAGCCAUCUGUAACAGGUGCUGGCUCGCGCCCGCCACUUUGAGAUGCGCCUUUGGUCGAUGGACAUGGACGACGCAGCGCUGGUCGCGUCGUUGCGAGACGCCCCCGACUUUGACGCGACCAUGGCGCUACUGACGCCGUCGGCCGACGUCAAGCAGCUCCUACCGUCGCUUGGCGUGCUCCUCGGCGAGUCGCUGCAUCCGUUCUUAUGCACCGUUGUGGCCAAGGAAGUCCAACAGGCCGCCGAGACACCAAGCAUCGAGCUCUUCCGCGCCAACUCGCCUGGCAUGCGCCUGCUUAGCGAGUUCUCGUACCUCGUGGGCGACGCUUACUUUCGCAGCGUCCUCCUUGCGCCGCUCGAGACGCUCUAUGACAGCAGCGAGAGCUACGAAGUCAACGAGACCGUGCCGCUGGACGCUCUCAGCGCCAACCAAUCGCGGCUCGAAGCCACGGCCCAAGCGAUUCUCGACAGUCUCUUGGCCGCCGAGUGCCCGGCGCCGCUGGCCCGCGUCUGCCUCGCCUUUCGCCACUGCGUCGCAACAACGUUCCACACAUACACGGACGCCGCGCUCGGUGGCUUCCUCUUCCUGCGCGUGCUCUGCCCCGCGGUGGUGGUGCCGGCAAAAGCGCAUUUGUUUCCCGGUCGACCCAUGCCGCCGAUCGCCCGCCGCGCGACCGUGCUCGUCGCCAAGCUGCUGCAGAAUCUCGCCAACAACGUGCUCUUUGGCGCCAAAGAAGAGUACAUGACGCCCUUCAACGGGUUCAUUCGAAAAAACUACGCGGCCGUCGUCGCCCUCUACGACCGCAUUUGCACGAGCGCGACGGCGUCCGAGCACGCUCCGUACACGCUGCCGACUGCCAUGUCCUACGCCACUGCGCUCGAAGUCGUCAAGCGCGAGCGUGUCAAGUCCGCGCCUGUCAACAAGACGGAGCUGCUCCUGGCGCAGUCGACAGAGCCCACGGUGCUCAUGUCGGCGCCGAUUGACCGGUCGUCGCACACGAGCCACCGCCAGUCGAACGUGCGCGAUCGCACGUCGCAGUUUACGCGGAGCUUCGGCACGUUCGUGCAGCGCAGCAGCAACUUUUUCAUGACGUCGCGCGGCGAAGGCUCGUCGACGCGCGCCACCGAGACAGCGCGUCACCGACCACUACCGUGGCGCGACGUAAAAGCGCAUAUGGGCAGCCUCAACGCCACGGACGUGCGACCGCGACAUAGCCAGUACAUUGACUGGAUCCAGCGCAGCAUCGCGUACUUGGUCAAAGCGUCGGCGGAGAACGAAGACAUGUUGUCGUGGCGGCCACUCAAGCAGAAGCACGGCGUACAGCUCUGGACGCGUGACGUCCACGCCAUCACCGAAGUUCGCGCGUCGGUGGUCGUUCGCAGCGGGAAGAAGGCAUGCUUUAGCUACCUCUGCUCGUCCCGCGGCCGCAAGACGUGGGGCCAGGGCUGGAACUACGAACGCGAGGUUGAGCUCGUUGACCACACUACGCGCGUGCUGUACAAGUCGACGAACGGCAGCAGCCGGCUCUGGAGCUUCAGCGCGGACCAAGACAUUGCGCUCCUCGAGAGUGCCGGCUACGACGCCGACCGACCCGCGACGCUCGUGUUCCAAAGCGUCUACCGCAGCGACGUGCCGCCCGUUCAAGGCUGCGCGCGCGUCGAACUGCGCGCAAGCGGCUUUGUGCUGCGCGCCGAAGGACCAACGGAAACGAGGCUCUCGGUCAUUUACCGCUUUGACACGGGCCAGCAAGCGGGGUGGACCAAGCACGCGCUGGCGAUCGCUCGCGUCAAACUCGACCUCGAGUCGUCCGUAUAAUUUAAGACACGUUCUCCACACCAAUGA